This is a messenger RNA of Solea senegalensis (Senegalese sole), 6088 nucleotides long. It is a transcript of the gene pigo, whose product is annotated as phosphatidylinositol glycan anchor biosynthesis, class O. NCBI's taxonomy places the organism in Eukaryota, Metazoa, Chordata, Actinopteri, Pleuronectiformes, Soleidae. Gene Ontology annotation, biological process: GPI anchor biosynthetic process. Gene Ontology annotation, cellular component: endoplasmic reticulum membrane. Bases 411 to 3689 code for a protein of 1092 amino acids. The transcript is spliced from 11 exons. Gene Ontology annotation, molecular function: mannose-ethanolamine phosphotransferase activity. The record is from RefSeq and is a predicted model, not a curated record.
CUUUGCUCCUGAAUGAAAUUUAAAGAGACCAGUUACAUGUAGGGGGAAAUGUCUUUAUGGACAGAAAACGACAAAUUGGCAUCUGGUUAUGUGUCUGGAACUCCACCUUUAAAGAUCAAAUAUGAAGGUUUAUUGAUGGAAAUGUAAUAUACUACAUAUAUUGAUGUUUGUAUUUGUGUACAAUUAUUUAAAAAAUGAGAAUAGUUUGGUUAAUAUUGCCUUAGUAAAGCCAUUUACAUGUACUUUACAGAAACUCCCAUUUUGUGCCACACUGUGGCCUGAAUCCAGAGCUUGAGUUCUGUGUUUUAAGGCAGAAUUUUCUACACAAAUAAAAAAAAAACCCACAUUAUUCUUUCUGGUUUGUGAAGGCCACUCUGCUAGUACCCUGACGUGCUUGUGAAAGAUGAGGGAUGAAGGGGUCUCCAGUUUUGUCCCUCCUCCUCCUCUGCAUCUGCUCGUUGUACUUCGUGGGCCUUUACCUGUUUAUGGGCGGGUUCCUGCUGGUGAGGCUGGAGGUGAACCGGACCAGCACCUGUGGUGACGUGCUGCAGCCCGGGCAGGAGCCGGUGGACUUCUGCCACACUCGGCCGCGCUUCCGCCGCGCCGUCCUCAUCAUCAUCGACGCCCUGAAGAUCGACUUCGCUCAGUUUGACUCCAGCAACUUGGCGCCGCGACCGUACGAGAACAAGCUGCCCGUGGUGGAGGAGAUCACCUCCUCCAGACCUCUCCACAGCCGCUUGUAUCCCUUCCACGCUGACCCGCCCACCACCACCAUGCAGAGGAUCAAGGGCUUCACCACUGGAUCUUUACCCACGUUUGUGGAUGUCGGUAACAACUUUGCCUCCAGCGCCAUCCUGGAGGACAAUCUCAUCCACCAGCUGGGUCAAAUCGGAAAACGGGUUGUGUUCAUGGGCGACGACACUUGGGAAAGUCUUUUCCCGAAGAAGUUCUAUCGCUGUCUGCCCUUCCCUUCUUUCAACGUUAAGGAUCUGCACACGGUGGACAACGGCAUCCUCCAAAACCUUUACUCCACCAUGACGGGUAACGACUGGGACGUCCUGGUUGCUCAUUUUCUCGGCGUGGAUCACUGCGGGCACAGGUUCGGACCCGACCACCCGGCCAUGGCCGACAAGCUCACACAGAUGGACGGAGUCAUCAGGUCUGUGAUUGACCGUCUGCAGAACGACACUCUCUUGGUAGUGAUGGGAGAUCACGGGAUGACGGACACUGGAGAUCAUGGUGGUGAAAGUCUGAAGGAGACCGACGCCGCUCUCUUCCUCUAUAGUCCAGUGCCUUUGUUUCCAGGACCGCCGUCGCAGGAUGAGCCUGAUAUAGUUCCUCAGACGGACCUGGUGCCUUCACUGGCUCUGCUGCUGGGAAUCCCCAUCCCGUACAGCAGCGUGGGGCAGGUUCUCCUGCCGCUGUUCCCUCCUCAUGAUCAGGCAGAAGUUGCACCGACAGGUCCCAGCCAGCUGGAGGCGCUGUGGAUCAACGCGAAGCAGGUGAACCGUUUCCUGGAGACGUACUCCAGCAUGGCCAAAGAUAUUCCACCUCCACGUCUCUCUCAGCUGAAGGCUGAAUUCGCCCGCCUCUCCUCCGAGUACCUGGCCACAGUGGGAGCGGGCCGGUCACCCUCUCCUCAGCUGACCGCCUCAAUGCAGGCCUACCUCACCUCCGUCAGAGAAACCUGUCGAGCCACGUGGGCUCGAUUCAACCCGCUCAAGAUGGCAGCAGGUUUAGUCAUCCUGGCCUUCGCCUGCCUGAUGUGUUACGUCCUGUCCGAGCUGUCGUUUGUGCUGAUCAGGGAGAAUGCUCGCAGACUGAAGGCCCCGGCUGUCGUGGCGCUUGCCGUGGGGGUUUGUGUGGCCGUGGGUCAGCUGCUCACACAUGGGUACAUUGAGGUAGCGUGGUGCCUCGCGGCUGCCGCCCUCAGCGCAGAGCUUCUGUUCUUCUGGUCAGUUUAUCGAACGAGAACCGUUCAUGUGGCAAAAAAUGGAUCCAAACCUCCAAAGUGGACCAACUGGCUGACUCGGCGGCGUCUCCUCAUUCCUCCCAUCCUGGUUGCUUUCCUCCGCUGUGCCUCCCUGCUCUCAGAUAGCUAUGUGAUCGCUGAAGGACGGGUAGUGACCUUUCUCCUGUUGUCCUUGGUUGUCUAUACUCCCGUCCAUCUCAACUGGGAUGGUUUACUCCUACCUCCCAGCUACGACCCUCUGAAGUCUGCAGGGCUGCUGCCCUCGCCGGCCUUGUCUCCUUCCUUUGUGAGGAAAGAAAGCAGCACCCUCUUGGCCUGUGUUGGACUCCUUGUCGGCAGCCUCUACCUUUCCCUGUCGUUCCACGGCUGUCGGGAAGAGCAGGGCUACUGCCAGCCUUCGCCGUUCCUGACUCCUCUGUCGCGGUUGCAGGACAGCCAGAUGAAGAACCUCCACUACGCUCUGUCUGUCGUCUCUCUGGGCGUGUGGACGUAUCUGCUGAGACACUGCCUCCGCCAUUACGGUAACCUCAACUCCUCGGGCGGGGCGGUGUUCACGGCCCGCUGGAUUUUGCCACUGCUGUCCACGUGCCUCGGGCUCCACUGGGCUGUUAGCGCCACACCAGAGGACAGCUUCAGGAACCUCGGCGAGAUGAUCAAGCUGGCCCAGCUGCUCCUCCCCAGGGCCGCCUUCUGUCUCCUAGCGCUAGGGCUGUUCCUGAUCUGUCUAGACCCCCUCACUGUGUUCAUCAAGACCAGAGCCACAGCUUCAGCCAGAAACUCUUCCCUACCCCUGCCUCGCUAUCGAGCCAGCACCGGCAUCAGCCCGCAAGCCGAGCUGCACCACCUCAUCCCCCAGAUCUACCAGCGCAUGCGUCGUUCCCUGGACGACAACGAGCCGAGCGUGGGCAGCGAGGUGGACAACAGGCCGGCGGUGGAGGCCUACGGCCUGGGAACUGUGUACUCUGCCCCUCUGCUGCUCUUCUGUGGCCUCUUAACACUUGGUAUGCUGCUGCUGCACCCAGAGGGCAUGGCUCUGUCCUUCCUCCUGCUGCUGCUCGAAAUGGGAGCUCUGCUGCACAUCCACGCCUCCGCCACCACACUCCGAGGCCUACAAAGCACAUAUUCUGGUGGCUUUAAUGUCCCCUGGGCUCCGAUAGUGAUGUGGUCUCUGGCUGCCACGCAGUUCUUCCACGCGACAGGUCACCUCCCCACGUUCCCCUCCAUCCAGUGGAGUGCUGCCUUUGUGGGAUUUCCUGACGGACACACAGGCACUGCAGUGCCCGCCUCACUGGUCACCCUCAACACCUUCGCCUCACACAUCCUGUUUGCAGUGAGUUGUCCUUUGCUGCUGUUCUGGCCUCUGGUGUGUGAAGCGCGUGGGAGCAGAGGAGGAAGAGCUGCCGGUGAUGAAGGAGAAGACGCUGUGAUGGAGAUGAGACUGAGAGAAAACCCCCAGCAGUUCAGCUCCGCUCUGCUGCAGCUCUCAACACGCUACCUCUUCAUCCUCGGAGCACAGGUCUUCGCCUCGGUCAGUGCGGCGGCCAUUCUCAGGAGACACCUAAUGGUGUGGAAGGUUUUUGCACCCAAGUUAAUAUUUGAAGCCUUAGGUUUCGUGUUGAGCAGCGUGUCCGUGGUGAUCGGGGUCACAUUAGUGCUGAGAGUCGACGUCGCCGUCGCACGCUGGUUUAAGAGACUCAUCCCCGACUCGUCCAGGUAGCGAUGACUAAACAUGGAAAGCAUUUGCUGUCUUUGUUCAAUGGAGGGAAUUUCUACCGGAGGUCACCUGUCACUGUAACUCCUGAGGAUGUCACGUGUUGUAUCACACCGAGCUCCGCCUCCUUUUCAUCCAGAGGGACUCAAACAAGACAUCGUAAACUGUGAGCUUGUGGACUUUUUUUAUACAGUGUUUGUUUUUUGGAUGCUUUUUUUUGUAAAUCAUCUCACACAGGUGAUGGGAUUAAAAGGCCUUUAAGGUCCAGCAUUGUACGUGUAAAAAGGGAGAAAAAUGAAUGUUUAUCUUAAAAUCCACCGGUGAAUGAAACUUUAUGAACCAGACAGUGACAGUGUUCACAUUGCUGCAGGUGCUGAAUACAUACAGUUUACAGCAGCUGGACCUGACAUUUACCUGUCACAGCUGGAGAAGAACAACUACGUUCAAAAAAAAAUCUUGGUGUUUUUUUUUUUUACACGCCGCUACCGAGACUGACGUCAGGGCCGGCUCUCUGCAUUUUCCUGCCGUUUUCUUGAAACCUUUUUUCAACCCUCAGUUGGUUCGUUUCACAUCUUUAUUCUCAUUAUUUUAUUUGAAUAACGUGUUUAAAUUCAUUACUGUGUGAUAUUUGUGCAGAUCUGUGAGAAAGAUGUUUUCUUCAGUCUGUAGAAUGUGACGUGUAUAGGUCAUGACAAUAUUUCAUCUAAAAUGGUCAUUUUACACAUUUUGGCUAUAAGAAAUAUUGUCCUACUGUGAUUUGAAAAUCGCAGUAUUGACCCUAUUGCGAUUUUGAUCAAAUUUCCAUUAAUUGUUUAGCCCUCACUCCUCAAACAAAGCUGCUUGUUGACGAGAAUAACACAGUAAUACACAAGUCAUAAAACACUAUACAGUAAUGAUUGUCAAGUAUGGACACUGUGAGCAAAAUUUGCAUGGCAACAAAUAAUAGUGAAUAGGAAUAUAAUAAAUAAAUAUAGUAAACAAACAAAGCACUGUUAUUUAAAUUAGACAAAUCUGAACAACUUCAAUUAUUCAACUUGUGGUUGUGUGAUGCCCGUCCAGUAGAUGGCGCCCUAUAGGCGACCGCCUGAAUGACCUAUACCUAGAGCCGGCUCUGACGUGACCCUAAUGUGCAACAAAGUGGCCAAACUGAGCAGUUUUAAAUGUGAUGGGGAAAAGAGCAGUUACAGUCACUGAAAGUUACAUUUAAACUUUUCCUGACAGUGAUAUAUAAAUAAUGAGCAGGUAAACGCUAAAGUGACUCUGCAGAAACUGAACCGACCGCGUGGAGCUGCUUUAAUUUCAGCUCCACUUGGCAAAAUCCAGCAUUUGCAGCACAUCAUUUAAUAAGCUUCUGCUGGAGGAAGUUUUUCAGGAUGUACUGCCAAUUUACACACUAUCAAUUACUGUGAUAAGAUUACGAAACAUUCUAUUGUCUAUAGUCUUCUUUUUUUUUCUUUUUUUUUUAAUAUUUAAGUCUAAUGCUUUUUUAUAAUCAAGAUUGUUUUGAAAUCACUGACAAGUUUUCUAAUCUCAAAUGAAACGGUAGUCUCAAUUGGGCCUCAUACACCUUGUCCCUGAAAUAGGUACCUCUCUUAAGUGUGUGUGUGUGCGUGUGCGUGCGUGCGUGUGUGUGUGUGUGUACUUGUCAGCCUAUCUAACAGUGGACCUCAGUGUCGUUUCACACUCACCAAUAGGGGACGUUCAUGCCAAAAGGGGACAUUUUUUCAGGUCCCCUUGAUGGUCAUGCUUUACAUCAUGCUGAAAUAAUGUCGUAGAUCUUCUGGUGAUUUUUUCUUUUUUAUUAUUAUUUUUGCUAAGAGGGGACCUGCAUGUGUGUGAGUGUUAAAUAGCCUCCUCAACAAUGCCUCUACUGACUUGAGCAGGAAUUUCAACGCCUCAUUUUAGAAUAAAAUUUUCUUUUCUGUUUUUAUUAUUUUAAAAAAAAAAAAAAAUUACCAGAAACACAAGUCUACUGUUAGUUGGUGUGAAAGGACAGUCCUCAGUUAGCCUGGUAAACAUGUAUGUGGGUGUGAGUUUGUGAGAAUGUUGUCUGGGCCAUUAAAACCCCAGAACCUCCAGAAACACUAAUCAGUUAAUUUAUUUCCGUGUGUUGACUGAGUCCGUCAGUCCUGGUACUGAUCCGCAGCUGAAGUCAGCAGCUAAUGUUCAUUAGCUAAUGCAUGGAAUCGAAAACACAACUUUUUUUUUUUUUUACGCACAAACAAUCUCUCGUUUGGAGAAACUGCUGUAGUUUGACGUCUGCUCUUGUGUUGACUCGGUUGUGUGAUGAAGGGGAACUUUUUUUUCUUUUAAAAUAUUUAAUAUAUUAAAUAACUUGAUUAAUUGAAGAAAUUCACAUUCUGUCGAAUAAUUAUAAUAAUAAUAAAAAGAACUUUUCUACGUGA